AUGGAUCUCAUAAGGUGUUGUUUUUGCUGUACCUCUACUUUUGGAUGUAGAGAUAAAAUCACAAGAAGCUUUGCUUUUCAUCCUCCAAAGCCUCCAGGGUACAUUAUUGAACAAGUCCAAGAUGCUUACCAAAUGUUAUUAAUAGACGAAAAUGGAUGCCAAACCAAACCAAUCGAAGUAGGCUGAGUUAGUAGUGAAAUUAUUACGCUGAAAACAGAAAGGAAGCAAAUCAUACCAGCAAUUUAUUUUAAAAAUGUGCAUGCGGUAUUUACUUUGAUUUUCUCACAUGGCAACUCAACUGACAUUGGGAUUAUGAGGAAUUUCAUUGCAGAUUUGUCAGUUCAGCUUAAAGUGAAUGUAUUUAUUUAUGAAUACAGCGGAUAUGGACAAAGCACAGGGAAACCUUCAGAAAAAAAUAUUUAUGCAGAUAUAAAAGCUGCUUAUGAUUACCUUAUAAAUGUGAGAGGGAUUUCUUGAAAAUAUAUUGUACUUUAUGGACAGUCUAUUGGAACAGUGCCUUCCUGUGAGCUAGCUUCUUGAUCUAAGGUCGGCGGGGUUAUUUUGCAUGGGCCAAUUGCAUCAGCUCUGCAUAUGUUUUCAAAAAAAGUAUCUGCAUCCCCAUGGUUUGAUUUUUUUUCAAAUAUUUCAAAAAUUCCUUAUAUAAAGUGCCCAAUAUUUCUACUGCAUGGAAUAGAUGACAAGCAAAUUCCUUUGAAGCAUGCAGAAAGGCUUGCGAGUUUUGUAAGAUAUGGCUUCCCACCAUGGUGGGUAAAAAAUGCUGGCCAUAAUGAUAUAGAAAUAAAACACAGACGAGAGUACUUGAAUAGGCUGAAAAUGUUUAUUGAGUCAAUUUAUGAGAUUGUUCAGCUUCCAGAAGACGAACUUGAUAACAAAUUCAAGCCUUUUGAUAGGAGAAUUCCUCUGAAUGAUUUGCCUGGUUUUAAUGAUAUUAAAACGCCAAGAGAUUAA
Messenger RNA from Blepharisma stoltei, 969 nucleotides. The record is from the annotation of a GenBank genome assembly. NCBI's taxonomy places the organism in Eukaryota, Ciliophora, Heterotrichea, Heterotrichida, Blepharismidae.